Molecule: messenger RNA, 1712 nt
Organism: Salarias fasciatus (jewelled blenny)
Lineage: Eukaryota; Metazoa; Chordata; Actinopteri; Blenniiformes; Blenniidae
Product: transmembrane protein 263
Exons: 3
Coding region: 318-701 (127 amino acids)
Source: RefSeq, a predicted model, not a curated record
GUGUGCGUGUGUUCCAGGCGCCACGUCGGCAGAAGCAGCAGCAGCAGCAGCAGAGGAUCCGCGCGGCGCUGCGUGAGACUGCGCGAGGAGAAGUUACACAGCCGCCCGCUGAUGCGAUAAAAAAUAGACAAGAAGAAGAAGAAAGAAAUAAAGCCUGAAGAGAAGGAAAAAAAGGCCGCUGACAGUCCGAGCAGCUGCUGCCUGCUUUCACACACACACUUUAAAAUUCGUGCAGUUUGAGUCCGAGGCUGAAGAAAACCAGAGAAGCUGCUCCGCUGUGAAGUUUGUCUGCCAGGUGUGUGUUUGUCACAGCAGCCAUGGUGAAGAAUGUAAACAGCGUGAACGUGGAGCCUCAGCCUGGGACCAGCCUGGCCUCGGAUGAAGCUGAACCCACCAACAGCCAGUCCUCAGAGGACGCCGGUAAAGACCACGCGGAGGCUCCUCCCGGCAUGAUGUGGCGGGUGACCGGCGGCCUCUUCAACGUCACCAAGGGUGUGGUCGGCGCGGCGGUGGGCGGAGCCGCCUGGGUGGGCAGCAAGGGCUUUGAGAUCACCAAGUCGGCCGUGACCACGGUGCCCUCGGUGGGGGUGGGGCUGGUGAAGGGCGGCGUGUCGGCCGUGGCCGGCGGCGUCUCCUCCGUGGGCUCCACGGUCGCCAACAAAGUCCCGUUCACAUCCAAGAGGAAAGACAAGGCCGAGUGAGGACGAAGACGACGAAGAUGAUGAUGAUGAUGAUGAUUGAUGAUGGACUUUCCCCGCUCUGAGCCACCAAAGAACCUGUCAGCUAACCGACGUUCGCUCAUCAGACACCGCCGUGCCUUUCCGUCAGUCAGUCGUCUCCACGAGAUCCAGACUUUGAUCAAAUGCUGAACCUGAACCUUCAUCCUCGCCGUCUCUCCACCGCAACCCGGGACGACCAUCAAGCCUCUGAGAUACAGUCAUCCUCUGUGUGUGUAUGUGUGUGUGAGUGUGUAUCUCCAGGCAGACAACAUGUACGCGGUGGACUUCACAAUGAAUAUUUGUUUGUGUUUACAAUCCAGACUGAGGUUGCUGCAGCCUUCCUCCUGCUCUUCACUCUCUGCAGACAUUAGGUGACGUGUUGGAGUCUGAAUGCUGACUUUUAGUCUAGUUUUUCGAAAUGGAGUUGGUGUGUGUGUGUGUAUAAAUGCGUGUGCGAGUGUGUUUUGAAAUUUUAAAGAUUUCGGCAUUGAGUUUGAGGAUCCACAGCUCCUCGGUGUCUGACCUGCUUUAAUCUGUGGAAGUGCUCGAAGCGGCGUUUCCUCCUACAUGUGCGAACACAUCUCUGAAAUGCAGCUUCGAAGGCGCCAGUUCACCAAACUCAAGCUCAGGCUUUCCUCACAAAUACGCUAUUGUGAAACGUUUUCAUCUAUGUGAACUCCUGCAGCGCUGCAAACGACCAGCUCACAAGAUUUAUGAGGAAAAUGUCCAGCAGCCUUUGAUUCGCCGACAGUUGUGACACUCGAAGCGCUCUGGGUUAGUACGAGGCGGACGCUGUGCUGCAGUGCAGGUGACAUUCCUAAAACUCUUAUAUGCAAUCUCAGCAUUUCAAUGCAACAUUCAAAGCAAACAGUCGCUGUUGCUGAGGGACAAAACUAUGUGAAAUGUUUUGUUUGUGCUUUUUUUUUUUUCAGUAUAUCAAUAAAGUAGUUUGUAAGGUCAUAUUGCGCACGGUGACUGAAAUUUGUUCUGCAA